Molecule: messenger RNA, 561 nt
Organism: Fulvia fulva
Lineage: Eukaryota; Fungi; Ascomycota; Dothideomycetes; Mycosphaerellales; Mycosphaerellaceae
Exons: 2
Coding region: 1-561 (186 amino acids)
Source: RefSeq, a predicted model, not a curated record
AUGACUGGCACCAUCUCAGCGAACAUGGUUCCGACCACCAGGCCAAGCGUACCAACGGCUGCACCACAGGUCUUCGCAAUACCGGAGUUGCUUGAGAAUAUCCUUCUUCAUGUCGACGCCGUCAAUCUGUACUUGCUCGAACACACCAUCAAGGCUUUCAAAGGCGUCAUGGCUGGGUCGCGAGCUCUCCGGAAGCGAAUGUUCAAGGAAGGCGCUGCCGAUCUCGAUGACUUCUCCGAUUUCCUCGAACAUCCCGUCAUGAGAAGAGCCACCUAUCCAUUCAGUUGCGUCGCUGUGCGGAAAUGGGACGGACGAUAUUUCUUCCACACGUCGACAAAUUGGCUCAUUGAUAACGAGCCUGGGCUCAGCGUUCACAAAAUGCCGUGCACGCGACCUGCGUGGUGGAGGAAGAUCCGGCCGAAUAUGAACUCCUAUUGCGUGGUCUUCGACUAUAACGGGCACUUCCUCUGGAAUACACGAGUACUCGGAUACGGUUUCACGCUAGGACGUUUUGUAGAUAGUGCUGCUAGGCGGCUGUGCCAAAGGUCGGGUCGGUUGUGA